Nymphaea colorata (pocket water lily) is the source of this 4047-nucleotide messenger RNA. Its product is annotated as protein BRASSINOSTEROID INSENSITIVE 1-like. The transcript has a single exon. The record is from RefSeq and is a predicted model, not a curated record. Lineage: Eukaryota; Viridiplantae; Streptophyta; Magnoliopsida; Nymphaeales; Nymphaeaceae. Gene Ontology annotation, molecular function: protein binding; protein kinase activity; ATP binding. Bases 148 to 3684 code for a protein of 1178 amino acids. Gene Ontology annotation, biological process: protein phosphorylation.
CUCAAGAGACUAUAAAUAAUCUUCCCGUUUAUCUGCUGUUCGCUUCGUCUUUGUCGUUCUGCAACUCUCUCUCUCUUUCGCGCGCGGUCAUGGCGGUGUGGUUUGCGGGAUCAGAAUGAAGGGGCACAGGGCGGUGCAGAGCUACUCAUGAACACUUUCAGAGCCGUCAGCGUCUCUUUCCUUCUUUUCUCAGUCUUCUUCUGCAGCUUCGAGGCGAGGGCGUCGUUGCAGCGGCACUUGUCUUCCUCCGCCAAUGGCGACGACGACGCCCGCCGGCUCCUGGACUUCAAGGCUGCCGUCUCCGGCCGCGACGCGCUCCCCGAUUGGCUUCCGGGCAACCGCGUCUGCGACUUCCACGGUGUCGCUUGCACCGCCGGUCGCGUCUCGUCUCUGGCGCUCAGCUCGAGGCAGCUCACCGUCGAUCUUCGACACGUUGUGGAGUUGUUGAUGGGUUUGGAUGGGUUGGAGAGUUUGCGGCUGAGCUCCGCGAAUGUCACCGGAAAUCUCUCCGCCUUGGCUGGGAUGGCCUGUCCAGUGGGUUUAGCUGUUCUUGACCUUGGUGGGAACUCCAUAUCCGGCGACCUCUCCGGCAUCUCUGGCCUGAGGUCUUGCUCCAGCCUCGUUCAUUUGAAUUUAUCCGGCAACGCGAUUUCCUUCUCGGCUGGAGGCAGCGGAGCAUUGCCUCCGGCGCUCGAGGAACUCGACCUGAGCUUCAACAGCAUUUCCGGCGAAGGGGCGCUUACAUGGAUACUCUCUUCCGGGGGUUGCCGGACGCUUCGGUUGCUCUCCCUAAAGGCGAACACAGUUUCUGGCGGGAUCUUGGUCGCCGAGUGCGCGAACUUCUGGAAACUAGACCUGUCGGCGAAUAACUUUUCCGGCGGUAUCCCCGAUCUAGGCGCCUGUGCCUCGCUGGAGUAUCUGGAUCUCUCUGCGAACAGGCUUUCGGGAGAGAUCGGCGAUGGUGUUGCCCGGUGUGGGCGGCUGAAGCACCUCAACCUUUCGACAAACGCCUUCUCUGGCGGGAUACCGUCGGCUGGCCUCGGCCGGAGCCUCCGUUACCUCUCUCUUUCCGAUAACCAUCUCCAAGGUCACAUUUCCUCCUCCAUCUUCGAGUCUUGCUCGUUCCUUCUCGAUCUCGACCUCUCUAUAAACAACUUAUCCGGUGUUUUGCCGCCCUCUUUCGCCCGUUGCUCGGCCUUGGAGAGAAUCAACCUCGCCAGAAACAACCUCUCUGGUGUCCUCCCUGUUCGGAGCCUAUCACUCCUGGCCAACCUAAACAGCUUAGUUUUAUCCUACAAUUACUUCUCCGGCAAACUCCCAUCAGACCUCCUGGCGAACCUAUCCAUGCUCGAGACUCUGGACCUUAGCUCCAACAGCAUCUCCGGUACGAUCCCAUGGGCCAUCUGCCAGAGCCCUCAGAACUCACUCCAGGAGCUCUACCUCCAGAACAACCAGCUCGUGGGCUGGGUUCCGGCGACACUGAGUAACUGCUCUAAGCUCGUCUCGCUUGAUGUCAGCUUCAAUUUUCUCACCGGGACGAUUCCGUCGAGCCUCAGCAAGCUCACUCGCCUCCAGGACCUCGUGAUGUGGCUAAACCAGCUAAGCGGCAACAUACCAGUGGAGCUCUCGCAGAUUAGUACCUUGGAGAAGCUCAUCCUCGAUGACAACUGGCUCACGGGAGGCAUUCCCUCCGGCUUGAAAAACUGCACCAACCUUAAUUGGCUCUCGCUUUCGUCGAACCUCCUGUCCGGCGAAAUUCCGGCGUGGAUUGGCCUGUUGCCGAAUCUUGCGAUCCUGCAGCUCAAGAAUAAUUCCUUGUAUGGAGUCAUUCCGCCCGAGCUUGGAGACUGCAGGAGCCUCAUCUGGCUCGACCUGAACAGCAACCGGCUUACUGGUCCGAUCCCGGGUUCGCUGGCGAAGCAAUCGGGAAGCAUCGCUGUGGGCCUCAUUUCCGGCAAUCACUACGCUUACCUGAAGAAUGACGGAGGCCCCACCUGCCACGGUGCUGGAAGCCUCCUCGAAUUCGCCGGAAUCCGGCCGGAGCAGCUCCUAAGGGUGCCUUCUAGCCACGCCUGUAACUUUACGAGACCAUACAUAAGCGACACCCACUAUACAUUCAAUAAAAAUGGCAGCAUGAUCUUCCUGGACCUCUCUUACAACUUUCUGUCCGGUUCUAUCCCGCCGGAGCUUGGUUCCAUGUACUAUUUGAACGUUCUCAACCUCGGCCGCAAUUCGCUCACCGGCGAGAUCCCGGACGAACUGGGAAAGCUCACGAGGAUGAACGUGCUAGACCUCUCACACAAUCACCUGCAGGGGCCCAUUCCUCCUUCCUUCUCCGGACUCUCCCUCCUCUCUGAGAUUGACGUCUCCAACAACAACCUGAGCGGGGCGAUCCCUACCGGCGGCCAGCUCUUUUCGUUUCCGGCUUACCGCUUCGAGAACAAUUCCGGCCUGUGCGGCCUCCCUUUGCCCGAUUGCGGCGACGGUUCGUCGUCCACCUCCUCCCCUGCCACCAGAAACAAGGCCCGAAAGAAGAACGCGUUGCUGGCAGGGCGCGUGGUGAUUGGCAUUCUCUUUUCUUUCUUUUGCAUAGUGGGGAUUGUGAUUGUCGCCAUGGAGACCAGGAAGCGGCAAAGGAAGAAGAAGCCGGCCGUCGACGACGUGUUGGGCGACAGCCGGUCAUUGGAACGGGGCUGGAAGUACACUGGCGACAUGCGCGAGGCGCUCAGCAUCAGCCUGGCCACCUUCGAAAUCGAGAAGCCGCUGCAGAAGCUCACCCUCGGGGACCUGAUCGAGGCCACCAACAACUUCCACUACGACAGCCUCAUCGGCUCCGGCGGGUUCGGCGACGUUUACAAGGCACAACUCAAGGACGGCAGCAUCGUGGCGGUGAAGAAGCUGAUUCACGUGAGCGGCCAAGGCGACCGCGAGUUCACCGCGGAGAUGGAGACCAUUGGGCGGAUCAAGCACCGGAACCUAGUGCCCCUUCUUGGCUACUGCAAGGUUGGGGAGGAGCGGCUCCUUGUGUACGAGUACAUGAAGAACGGCAGCCUCAGUGACGUCCUCCACAACCCGAAGAAGGGCGGUGCGGAGCUCGACUGGACGGCGAGGCGGAAGAUCGCGGCGGGUUCGGCGAGGGGGUUAGCCUUCCUCCACCACAGCUGCUCCCCCCACAUCAUCCACAGGGACAUGAAGUCGAGCAACGUGCUGCUGGAUGAUAACCUGGAGGCGAGGGUGGCUGACUUCGGGAUGGCGAGGCUGGUGAGCGCCACGGAGACCCACCUUAGCGUCAGCACGCUCGCGGGGACGCCGGGGUACGUGCCGCCGGAGUACUACCAGAGCUUCCGGUGCAGCACCAAGGGGGACGUCUACAGCUUCGGGGUGGUGCUGCUGGAGCUGCUCACGGGGCGGAAGCCCACUGACUCGUCCGACUUCGGGGACAACAACCUGGUGGGUUGGGUGAAGCAGCACGCCAAGCUCAGGAUCGGCGACGUGUUCGACCCGGCGUUUGGGGCGAAGGGGAAGCCGGAGAUGGAGGUGGAGCUGCUGCAGCACCUACGGAUCGCCUGUCAGUGCCUGGACGACCGACCGUGGAGGAGGCCCACCAUGCUGCAGGUGGUGGCCAUGUUCAAGGAAUUGCACGCCACCGUGCCUCGCCGGGAGGCCGAUAAGAGCCCCAAAUAGACCGUCUGCCUGCUCCGAUAGAAAAAAGCAGAAAGAAAAAUCCUUUGGCAAUGAAUGAUGCUUGGCGGCUCCGGCGGACGGCCGGCCGGUCUUUCGCUUUUUCCCCACUUUUCUUCCCUGCCCUUAUGAUCUGGAAUUUUUUGAUCCCGUCUUCUCGGACCAUUCCAGGCAAAAGAAGGAAGGUGAAAAAAAAAAAAAAUUACCACUGCAGGGUUGAACAUGCGGAAAUUUUUUACACCAACGAUUUGAUUUUUAUCCUUUUGCGUGUCAAUUAUUGUCUACUUGGUAUGUACAUGAACCGGUUUUUGUAUAGAUUUCUUAUUGCCAUGUUUAGACUGAAAAAUAUCGAUACAUUUUAUCCUA